This is a messenger RNA of Gasterosteus aculeatus aculeatus (three-spined stickleback), 2089 nucleotides long. RefSeq names its product Mdm1 nuclear protein (gene saxo6). Gene Ontology annotation, molecular function: microtubule binding. Gene Ontology annotation, biological process: negative regulation of centriole replication. The record is from RefSeq and is a predicted model, not a curated record. NCBI's taxonomy places the organism in Eukaryota, Metazoa, Chordata, Actinopteri, Perciformes, Gasterosteidae.
AAGGCGCUGCCAUGGCAACGGCGGCCGCCUGUUCCUGUAGCCCGCAGCCGGCUCGCAUGCCGGUCCUCCUGGUUAACUAGUGGAGCGCCAUGAACCAGCUAGUUAACGAAGUCCAAGCGAUGAGGCAGGAGCGGCUCCCCGCGGUGUUUCGUCGGUGGCGAGAGCGCCAUGACCGCCCGCUUCAAGUGUCGGAGUGAAUACCAGAAGAGCUUCAGGGUCCCCCGGUCCACAAGUGUGUGUCCUCAGCGCGGCGCCCCACCGGCCGGUCUGCGCUGCGACCAAAUGGGUAUCUGCAGAGAACCAGGUCUCCAGAGGCGUAAGAGGCUCGGUCCUCCUGGUCCUGCUGAAUCCUGCUCAGUCCUGCUGUGUCCUCCGGAUCCACGGAACUCCAGUGCACCGCCUGCUGCCACUCAGAGUCCCUCAGCUCACGGGAAGAAGACGGCCCUGGAGCCUAAUCCUCCAACACCUCCCGGACCACGAGCCGACCCCGGUUUGGGGACGCAGGGCGCAGGACCAGCUGCAGACCCUGGAUCAGUCGAGCCAGGAGCUGCUGGAAAAUCUGCCAAGCCCCGCCCCUCCAAGCUCGACAGCCGGCCACAGCCGAGCCAACCUCUGACCUCGGCGCCUGACGGACGGGCCAAUGAGGUUCAGCGCGCUCUGCGCUGGAGGGUGGGGCUUAAAGGUCAAAGGUCAGGAAUUCAAAGGACAGAGUACCACAGACAGUUCAGCUGGAAGAAACCUGCAACUGCUGCUUCUCCCAUACUGGCUGCAGAACAGCUGCUCUACUCUGGCAGCAGGUGUGUGCCGCCCUUUAAGAAACACCCCAUUCCCUUGGAAACGGAGUAUAGGCGCAGUUUCCGAGGUCAGGUCCCGUCCCCUGGGCCCCGGCUCCGGGAACACCUGGAGCAUCAUCAGAGAGCCCCGCUUUUCCACGUGCACACGACCAACAAAAAGAAGAGGGAGGAGUCAGUGAAGAAGACCCGCCCCCGACAGGAUAAUGUAACCCCCACUCAGGUUCAGAGAGGACCCAGGAUCCCGGAGGGAGGCGGAGCCACGGAAGGCGACGCCCAGGUGAGGGAGCUGAGGCUGAAGGCCUCGUCCUACCGCCGUCGGGCCUGGGGGGCCAAUUUCGACAGAGACCACCUGAGCCAGCUGCUGUCCGAACACAACGCGCUGUGGGAGCCGACGGACACCACCGACGGCCCCACGCCUCGCCCGACCUUUGACCUCCAUGCUGACCCGGACAGCUGCGGCACCUCCCCCGCGGAGGCCCUGAGCCCGGCCAGAAGCUCCAGAAGGUCUUCAGUUACGAGCUCCACAGACCGAAACACACCAACACCUCCAGGUCAGGCUGCCAGAGGAGGAGGAGGAGAAUAUGAGCGUAGUGAGGAGGGAAGGUUACCGACUCCGAGGCUGAAGAUGAGACCGGUUCAGAGAACCCACCAUGACCUCACCACGCCUGCCACCGGAGGAGCUAUACUGGUGGGAAAACUGAGCAGUGAUGAAGCUUCUCCAAACAAACCGAGGCGUGAGUCUUCAGCCGACCAGCCAGUCAAACUGAAGGAGGCGUGGUCUGACAAUAGUCCCGCCUUCGCCCACACUGGCCCCUCCCUAGACCACAAGCCAGCCACAAGUCCCGCCUCUAAACCAAUCAGGACAAAGCAAACGUCCCCCAUGGCCCCGCGCCCUCUGGCCCCGCCCCCACCGCACUGUAUCCGAGGCACGCUGAGAAACGCCGACUUCCAGCACAACGGUGAGCUUGGUCUGAGGUUCAGGGAGCUUCGGUGUCCAGGAAGAGGCAGCUGCUCUCAUGAAGACGACCGGCUGUCGGUGAUGUCGUGGCGCUCUGCGGCCUCCUGCUCCGCGGCCUCCGUCGUGCUGGAGCGCGCGCAGAAGAGACGGGAACACUUCUGGGGGAAGAGAUGACCUUUGACCUCCGGGAUCUUUUCGAACAAUCUGUUGAACAAUAGUUGGAAUAAUAUAUUUUAAUAUCAUGUAUUUUUUACACAGUAAUAGAUGCUUUUAUAAAUUGAGUCAUUCUGUUUGUGUAGUAAGUUUGGGGAGACAUUAAAAAGCAUCAAACGGUUGA